Molecule: messenger RNA, 5195 nt
Organism: Mus musculus (house mouse)
Lineage: Eukaryota; Metazoa; Chordata; Mammalia; Rodentia; Muridae
Gene: Relb
Product: avian reticuloendotheliosis viral (v-rel) oncogene related B
Exons: 11
Coding region: 3354-4859 (501 amino acids)
Biological process (GO): regulation of DNA-templated transcription; lymphocyte differentiation; regulation of gene expression
Cellular component (GO): cytosol; cytoplasm; chromatin
Molecular function (GO): protein kinase binding; DNA binding; RNA polymerase II cis-regulatory region sequence-specific DNA binding
Source: RefSeq, a predicted model, not a curated record
AGACCCUGCCUCAACAACAACAACUAUUGCCAGUAAAAGCAGUACAUGCCUAUACUGUUCUGUAAUGUUCCCAGCACAGGGGAAGCUGAAGCAGGGGGAUGGGCACAAAUUUGAGGCUGAUAGUGGGACCUUGUAUUAAAACACAAAACAAAGACAGACAACCCACAAACAAGAUGGAUAGAAGAUGUAGCUCGGUUGAGAGUUUACCUAGCAUGUGCAAGGCCCUGUGUUGGACCCAGCAUUCUAUAAAAUGGGGCCUAUUGGUUCCCACCUGUGAUUCCAGUGCCUAGGGGGUGAGAACUGGAAGAUAGGGAGUUCAAGGCCAUCCUCAGCUACUUGUCUUGUUCAAGGCCUCUCUGAGGGUCUUAGUUGUUUUUCUAUUGCUGGGACAAACCACCACGACCAAGACAAAGGAUUUAUUGAGACUUACAGUUUUGGAGGGUGAGCCUAUGACCGUGUUAGUAGGGAGACUAGCUUGAGGCAGGCAGGCAUAGGCUGCAGUACUAUCUGAGAGCUCACCUUCUGAUCCCUAAGCUUAAGUCAGAGAGCCACAGAGAGAAAGAGAGGGAGAAACAGAGGGAGAGAUGGAGGGAGGGAGAGGAGACUAGGAAUGGUGGGAACUUUUGAAUCCUCCAAGUCCAUGCCUGGUGACACACCUUCUCUAACAAGGCCACACUUAUUAACUCUUUACAAAAUGUUUCACCAACUGGAGAUCAGGUAUUCAAACAUGAGUCUUCGGGAGCCAUUCUUAUUCAAAAUACCAUACUGGGUGUCUCAGUCAGGGUUUCUAUUCCUGCACAAACAUCAUGACCAAGAAGCAAGUUGGGGAGGAAAGGGUUUAUUCAACUUACACUUUCCACAUUGCUGUUGAUCAUGAAAGGAAGUCAGGACUGGAACUCAAGCAGGUCAGGAAGCAGGAGCUAAUGCAGAAGCCAUGGAGGGAUGUUCCUUACUGGCUUGCUUCCCCUGGCUUGCUCAGCCUGCUCUCUUAUAGAACCAAGACUACCAGCCCAGAUGGUCCCACCCACAAGGGGCCUUUCCCACUUGAUCACUAGUUGAGAAAAUGCCUUACAACUGGAUCUCAUGGAGGCAUUUCCUCAACUGAAGCUCCUUUCUCUGUGAUAACUCCAGCUGUGUCAAGUUGACACAAAACCAGCCAGUACACUGGGUAACAUAAGAGAUUGUGUCUCAAAGUGAACUAAAUAAACAAAAAACCCUCAAGGGCUGGUGGUGUUGCCCAGUGGUAAAACAUUUAUUUAAAAGUUCAAGUCCCUGGGUUCUACCCUGUCUUAGUUAGGGUAUUUAUUGCUGUGAAGAGACACCAUGAUCAUGAUAACUUUUUUUUUAAGAUUGAUUGAUUGAUUGAUUGAUUUAUUAUAUGUAAAUAUACUGUAGCUGUUUUCAGACACCCCAGAAUAGGGCAUCAGAUCUCAUUACAGAUGGUUGUGAGCCACCAUGUGGUUGAACUCAGGACCUUUGGAAGAGAAGUAAGUGCUCUUAACCGCUGAGCCAUCUCUCCAGACCCAACCAUGACAACUUUUAUAAACAAAUUUAAUUGUGGCUGCUUGACUUUUCUCCCUUCCAAGCAUGGUGAAGGGACCCAGGAGUCCCGCCUUUUCUUUCUGCCCAGUAAUUGGCUCCUGGCAUUUUUAUUGAUAGAUCAAGAACCAAUUGGGAAACAGGACUUUAGCAUCACAACCUUUAUUACAUGCCCAGAGUCCCCAUAUUUGGGGAUGCUGAGGCAGGAAGAUCUCGACUUUGAAGUCAUCCUGUUUAUAUAGUGAGAUUCUACCUCAAACAAACAAAACAAAUCAAAAAAAGAAAGAAAAAGAAAGAAAGAAAAGAAACAUAACUUAUCUCCUGAGAGUUCAAGGACAGAGGCAGCUGGAUCUUAUCAGUGUGAGAGCUCUGUAGCUUCAGUGGUUGGCUAGGCCUAGACUUCUCCCAGGGUGGAUACCAGAAGGCCUGUUGCAGGUAUAGAAAAUGGGAGUUUCAGAGGUGUAGAAAGGUAGGGCUGGCUUUGGAGACCGGAGUGACACAAAUGCUGGUUCAGGACAGGAGCGAGCUGAGGCUUGUAUAGUCCGAAUCACAGCAUUGAGGUCCCCAACAAGUUGAUCCUGAUAGCAUCUGUUAGGUUAUUAUUUAUUGAGUACAAAUUCUACAUCUGACUCAGUGCUGGUCAUUGCUGGGGACACAGCAGUGACCAAGAUAGUCCCAGCCCCGUGCUUACAGGGCUCCUACCCAGACAAGGAAGCAAGUCUAUAAACAAAGGUGCGAUUAUAAAAGGCAGUGAUGGCUGUGAAGAGUUCUUGGGGGAGGUCAGUGACAUUCAAAAGUAGGGUGGAGACAGGUUGAUGGAACAGGGCAGGUGGAAGGACAAAUUCCUUCCUUCUGAUGUGCCAGACACAAGCUGAACUCUGGGUAAAGUGAGAAUGUGGCAGGCAUGGUCCCCACUAUUCAGUUCUCAAGCUCAGUGUGUCUUAGUGAGACAUAUGACAGGCAAGUUGGGAUCUUCUGGACCCCGCCCGCAUGCACAGCCUGGAAGCCAUGUUUCCUGGAAGCCUGGGAGACCACAGUCCUCCAUACACAACAUCCUGAGAGCUAGGAUGGCAAAGGGGUGCCUCACACCCAGCUCCCAGGAGUCUGUUGAGGAGCCCCAAGUAGAAUUUCCUGAGUUUAGGUUUAGUCUGGCUUAGGCUGCCCUGAAGCUCACUGUGUAGCCCAGGUUGGCCUGGAACUAGUGGCAGUCCUCCUGCCUCAUCAUCUUAGUGCUGGGAUUACAGUCGCAUGCCACAAUACCUGGAAAUUCAAGUUUGUCUCUGCAUCUCUGGAUUCAUCCAGCAUGGCUAUCUAAGAAGGGUUUUCCAAAACAAAGUAUUUUGAGGUUGGUCUUGUCAGGUCCCCUCUGGUCUCAAAGCCCUAGCAUUCCCCAUCUCUCUGGAAGGGAACUUGGCAUUUACUGAUCUCAUGGAGAUAAGGAUAUGUGAAAGCUGCCUUCUAAGGGGCAAAGUUCUGGCUGCCAGGAGCCACUCCCGGGAGUGUGGAGAAAGGAAGGGCAGGAGGCAAUGGAGGAGGAGGGAUCUGGCAGAUACUGGGGUAGUGUGUGCUCAGUCCCCAGCCAGUAGCUUUCAUAAUAACAGUUGGGUGACCCUCCCUGCUGAGUGACUUCUGGACCCAUUUGCUUCCUCUGGCUUCCUCUAGUCCUGUCUGGGGAAUGAUGGGAGGUUGGUUUCCACUACUUCAUUGUUGAUAUUUACUAGGGAAGUGAUGCGGUCUCACUAGAUGAAUUGGAAAUCAUCGACGAAUACAUUAAGGAGAACGGCUUUGGCCUGGACGGGACACAGCUGAGUGAGAUGCCGCGCCUGGUGCCCCGCGGGCCCGCCUCACUGAGCAGCGUCACGCUGGGCCCUGCUGCACCACCGCCUCCGGCCACGCCGUCCUGGAGCUGCACACUGGGCAGGCUGGUGUCACCCGGCCCGUGCCCACGGCCGUACCUGGUCAUCACAGAGCAGCCAAAGCAGCGUGGCAUGCGCUUCCGCUACGAGUGCGAGGGCCGCUCGGCCGGCAGCAUCCUCGGGGAGAGCAGCACCGAAGCCAGCAAGACCCUGCCCGCCAUCGAGCUUCGAGACUGUGGCGGGCUGCGGGAGGUGGAGGUGACGGCGUGCCUGGUGUGGAAGGACUGGCCACACCGGGUACACCCACAUAGCCUCGUGGGGAAAGACUGCACGGACGGCGUCUGCAGGGUGCGGCUGCGGCCUCACGUCAGCCCCCGGCACAGCUUUAACAACCUGGGCAUCCAGUGUGUUAGGAAGAAGGAAAUUGAAGCUGCCAUUGAGCGGAAGAUCCAGCUGGGAAUUGACCCCUACAAUGCUGGCUCCCUGAAGAACCAUCAGGAGGUCGACAUGAAUGUCGUCAGGAUCUGCUUCCAGGCCUCCUAUCGGGACCAGCAGGGACAUCUGCACCGCAUGGACCCCAUCCUCUCUGAGCCUGUCUACGACAAGAAGUCCACCAACACAUCGGAGCUGCGGAUUUGCCGAAUCAACAAGGAGAGCGGGCCGUGCACAGGUGGUGAGGAGCUGUACUUGCUCUGUGACAAGGUGCAAAAAGAGGACAUAUCCGUGGUGUUCAGCACAGCUUCCUGGGAAGGCCGUGCCGACUUCUCUCAAGCUGAUGUGCACCGGCAGAUCGCCAUUGUGUUCAAAACGCCACCCUACGAGGACCUGGAGAUCUCAGAGCCCGUGACUGUCAAUGUGUUCUUGCAGCGGCUCACGGAUGGGGUGUGCAGCGAGCCGCUGCCCUUCACGUACCUGCCUCGGGAUCAUGACAGCUACGGUGUGGACAAGAAGCGAAAGCGGGGACUGCCUGAUGUCCUUGGAGAGUUGAGCAGCUCUGAUCCACAUGGAAUCGAGAGCAAACGAAGGAAAAAGAAACCAGUGUUCUUGGACCACUUCCUGCCUGGCCACAGCUCAGGCCUGUUCCUCCCACCAUCGGCUCUGCAGCCGGCAGACUCUGAUUUCUUCCCUGCUUCCAUAUCCCUUCCUGGGCUGGAGCCUCCUGGUGGACCCGAUCUCCUGGACGAUGGCUUUGCCUAUGAUCCUUCUGCCCCCACGCUCUUCACUAUGUUGGACCUGCUGCCCCCAGCACCACCACUUGCCAGUGCUGUGGUGGGUAGCGGGGGUGCAGGGGCCACCGUUGUGGAGUCUUCUGGCCCAGAGCCCCUAUCACUGGACUCUUUUGCAGCGCCGGGCCCCGGGGAUGUUGGUACUGCUAGCCUUGUGGGCAGCAACAUGUUUCCCAACCAGUACCGAGAGGCAGCUUUCGGGGGUGGCCUCCUAUCUCCAGGGCCUGAAGCCACGUAGCCUCUGAGGUAACAGAGGAGGCACUGGGUGAGGUAUGUGGUAUAGCACUCCAUUCCGAAGCCAACCUUGAUCAGUCUUCCAGCUUCCUCAUCCUGAAUCGGACAUCUGCAGCGCUGGUGGGAAGAUGGGGAGCACUCCGGUUCUCUUUGAGCCCAUUUUACAGAAUGCUGAGUCCGAAGAGGAAAAGGGGCUCCUGCAGAUGGACCCCUUCUCAGGACAGAUUCUCAGAGAUUGUACAUAGGGGAGGAGGGAGCAGGUCCCCAGCCUUCUCCCCUAAUCCUGAAGAAGGCAGUGGAUUGUUCAGUUUUCCCAAUAAAAAUUAGUUUUUUGAGCCUU